GUGGAGUCUCCGCGCCGUGAUCCCAGUGGCCCUCAGCCCUUGAAGCUGACCGACAAGGAGAAGAAGCGGAUUGGAGAUCUUCUCUUCGGUGUGUCGCGCAUCCAACAGCGCGGAGUCAUUUUGAUUGCCGACCAGAAGGUCCGGCCCGAGCAGUGCCUAUCUUUUUCCGUUUUCCAUUCUGGUCUUCUGAAGCGCAUUGUGCGCUCAUCCUUGGCGGCAGAGGUCUCGCAG
Molecule: messenger RNA, 231 nt
Organism: Cladocopium goreaui
Lineage: Eukaryota; Dinophyceae; Suessiales; Symbiodiniaceae
Source: the annotation of a GenBank genome assembly